GUGGUUUACAGUACACAGAGAUCUCAGAUCGGCCGAACAAACAGCUUCACCAGUAAAUGGUACCAACAAAACAACCUCAUACAAAUAUGGACAAAACAGGAAAAAUGAUGAUUCUCUCUCUGCUUUUGGCAGGUGUUUUCAGUCCUGCCUUUGCUGAAGUUUGGAAGGCCACUGUAGUAGAAAAGCUUGACGCCCUGGUUUCAUCAUGUGUUGUGUUUCCCUGCACAUUCACCACUCCUAAAGACCUGCCCAGCUCCAAACUCAGAGGGAUCUGGCAUUUUGGAAAAAAUAAAGAGGACAGAAUCUAUCAUGAGGAUCGCACAAGGAUCAUGGAAAACUAUAGAGGUCGCACACAGUUAUUGGGAAGGCUUGGAGAAAAGAACUGCACCUUGGAAAUGACUGAGGUCAAAGACCAUGACAACGGUCCUUUCUGUUUCCGGAUCGAACUGGCUGAAAAAGAUCAACCCACCAAAGAAAUGUUUUCCUUUGUUGAGGACUGUGUGACUCUGAACAUGCUCCAUGAUGCUCCAAAACCUGAGUUGCGCUAUAGAACACCUGCUGUCAUGGGACAUCCCUAUACAGCUACCUGUAAAGUGAGACACACCUGCUCGUCCCACCGGCCUAAGCUCGAAUGGAGCAGGGGCACUGCAGCUGACAUCAUGGUUAGUCAUACAGACACUUCCUCUGGCUACUCUGAGGUAGAGUCCAUCCUGACUAUAACCCCUGAGGAGAAAGAUGACCAUCAAGAGGUGACCUGCACAGCUACUUUUCAUGAAAGAAAAACAUCCUCUGCUACAUUUACGCUUUAUGUAAAACGUGUAGAAAACUACAACCACAUCAUCCUUCCAAUUGCAGGGUGCAUCGGCAGUGCUGUAAUCUUUGGCAUUAUCUGCAUUUUUAUGGUAAAAAAAUACAAGAGACGCAUUGCUGAGCUCCAAAAUCAGGAUGGCAGCAUGUUUAACCGGCUGUCGAGACUGUCACGCAGGUUUCGUUCCGAUGGACCAGGACCAUUUAAUUCAGAUCAAAGGCGAUCUAUUUGGAGCAGAUUUUCGAGAAGACCUAGGCGGGACAUGGGAGAUAUGGGUCAGAUCCCCAAUAAUUCAAAACCAUGUGACAACCAGAAAGUCUCUAAAGCUCGUUUCCCAUCCCCUAAAAGCCAAAAGAAAUCCUGCAAUUACAAUGAGGACCUGGACAAUGGUGACGACUACAUGAACACUGCUGACCUCAAUGUUUAUGGAAACAUUUAAAAAAGGAGGUUCAUUGCUCAAGUGAGAAAUGUGCAUGUGAUUAAAUAAAAAAAACAAAACAAAUGAUGCUCAUAAUUAAUUGAAAGUUGGGAAAAACUGCAUUUUUUUUCCAGUUUCCAUUACUCAGUUUUUAGACAGCCUCACCAUGAGUGAGAAUCUUCAUUCUUCCUCAAUGCUCAUAAUGAUCAUUUCUUUAGGUGCAUCUAAUUAUCACUUCUGCUUUACAUAUCGACUGCAGUAAGAAAGUAACUUGAACUAUCUAUUUGAUUAUAUGCUUUUGAAUGUAUAAUAUUGCUACAUGUAUUAGAUAUCAAAUCUGCUUAUUUUUACAUAUACUGUACUAGAUACUAUACUAGAAUUUGCAGAUAAUCAUCAUAACUACAUACUGUAGUUAAAGUACUUUAACUACAGUAUGUAGUAGUAUGUAGUGCAAAUAAAGUCACUGUGGACAUUUAGUUUGUCUAGAUUUGCUGUCCGAGUUUCUAUAUGAUUCCAGUCUUGCCAGAAACACACCAUAAAAUUAUUAGACUGAUAUUCAUGGUUUUCCUGUCAGAUCAAAUAAAAAGUUGCAAUGG
This is a messenger RNA of Betta splendens (Siamese fighting fish), 1822 nucleotides long. RefSeq names its product myeloid cell surface antigen CD33. The coding region runs from base 57 to 1247 and encodes 396 amino acids. The transcript has 13 exons. The record is from RefSeq and is a predicted model, not a curated record. Lineage: Eukaryota; Metazoa; Chordata; Actinopteri; Anabantiformes; Osphronemidae.